Molecule: messenger RNA, 294 nt
Organism: Eimeria tenella
Lineage: Eukaryota; Apicomplexa; Conoidasida; Eucoccidiorida; Eimeriidae
Exons: 1
Coding region: 1-294 (97 amino acids)
Molecular function (GO): ice binding
Source: RefSeq, a predicted model, not a curated record
AUGCGCCCAGCAGCUUCCAGCUCUUCGGAGGCACCGGGAAUAGCCUGGAGUAGAGCAGCAGCAGCAGCAGCAGCAGCAGUGGCUUCUUCUGCUACGACAGCAGCAGCUGCAGCAGCAGUAACAGCUGCAGCAGUAGCAGCAGCUGCUGCAGUAUUCAGUGCACUAGCAGCUGUAGCUGCUGUGGCUGCAGCAGGAAGAGCAGCAGCUGCAGCGUCUAUACCUGCAGCAGUUAACCUGCAGCAGGAACAGCAGCAGCACCUGCAGCAGCAGCACCUGCAGCAGCAGCACCUGUAG